This is a messenger RNA of Triticum turgidum subsp. durum (durum wheat), 1773 nucleotides long. The record is from the annotation of a GenBank genome assembly. NCBI's taxonomy places the organism in Eukaryota, Viridiplantae, Streptophyta, Magnoliopsida, Poales, Poaceae.
AUGUCGUCUGCGCCAAGGAAGACAGCGGUGCCCAAGCUUCUAGAAGGCGAGGAGGGCGAUACGAUGGGCAACGCCUGCUUGUCCUGCUGCACCGCCUCGUCCCAGCCAGAGCACGACGCGGCGGGACCUCAACGGCCGCAGCACCGGAAGGGGCCGGUGACGCCCCCGAGACCGAGCGGAAGCAGCGAGCCGAGCCCCACCACCGCCAGGGCGAGCCCCAAGCCCCGGCCCCGCCCCCGGGCCAAGGCCAAGCCCAACCCGUACGCGCACCGCGGCGGCGGCUCGGCGGCGCGCGUGCUGGACGGCGUGGUGCCGCACCACCCGCGGCUGCGGGUGACGGACAAGUACCACCUGGGGCGCGAGCUGGGGCGCGGCGAGUUCGGCGUCACGCGGCUGGCCACGGACCGCGGCGCGGCGCGGGAGCGGCUGGCGUGCAAGUCCAUCCCCAAAGCGCGGCUGCGCACGGCCGUGGACGUGGCCGACGUGCGCCGCGAGGUGGCCAUCAUGGCGUCGCUGCCGGACCACCCGGCGCUGGUGCGGCUGCGCGCCGCCUACGAGGACGACGAGGCCGUGCACCUGGUCAUGGAGCUCUGCGACGGCGGCGAGCUGUUCGACCGGAUAGUGGCGCGCGGGCGGUACACGGAGCGCGCCGCGGCGGCCGCGGCCAGGACGGUGGCGGAGGUGGUGCGGGCCUGCCACGCGCACGGGGUGAUGCACCGGGACCUCAAGCCCGAGAACUUCCUCUACGCCGGCAAGGAGGAGGACGCGCAGCUCAAGGCCAUCGACUUCGGCCUCUCCGUCUUCUUCCGACCAGGCGAGCGAUUCUCGGAGAUCGUGGGCAGCCCGUACUACAUGGCCCCAGAGGUGCUCCGCCGCAGCUACGGCCCGGAGGUGGACAUCUGGAGUGCCGGCGUCAUCCUCUACAUCCUCCUCUGUGGCGUCCCGCCUUUCUGGGCCGAGACAGAGCAGGGCGUGGCGCGCUCCAUCCUCCGUGGCGUGCUGGACUUCGACCGCGAGCCCUGGCCUCGGAUCUCCGACAGCGCCAAGAGCCUCGUCCGCCAGAUGCUCGAGAUGGACCCCCGCAAGCGCCUCACCGCCCGCCAAGUCCUCGCGCACCCGUGGCUGCAGGACGCGAAGAAGGCGCCGAACGUGCCGCUGGGGGACGUGGUGCGGGCGAGGCUCAAGCAGUUCUCCGUCAUGAACCGCUUCAAGAAGAAGGCGAUGCGGGUGAUCGCGGAGCACCUGUCGGCGGAGGAGGUGGAGGUGAUCAAGGAGAUGUUCGCGCUCAUGGACACGGACAACAACGGUCGGGUCACGCUGGAGGAGCUCAAGGCCGGCCUCGCUCGGGUGGGCUCCAAACUCGCCGAGCCCGAGAUGGAGCUGCUCAUGGAGGCCGCCGACGUGGACGGCGAUGGCUACCUCGACUAUGCCGAGUUCGUCGCCAUCACCAUCCACCUGCAGCGCCUCUCCAACGACCAACACCUCCGCAAGGCAUUCCUCUUCUUCGACCGCGACAGCAGUGGCUACAUCGAGCGCGCCGAGCUCGCCGAUGCGCUCGCCGACGACUCCGGUAGAGCCGAUGACGCCAUCGUCGACCACGUCUUGCAGGAGGUCGACACCGACAAGGAUGGCCGGGUCAGCUUCGUGGAGUUCGUGGCGAUGAUGAAAGCCGGGACGGACUGGCGGAAAGCAUCGCGCCAGUACUCCAAGCAGCGCUUCAAGUCCCUCGGCAAUAGCCUCAUCAAGGACGGCUCCAUCUCCAUGGCUGUUUGA